Messenger RNA from Colletotrichum higginsianum IMI 349063, 1101 nucleotides. RefSeq names its product ZIP Zinc transporter. Gene Ontology annotation, molecular function: zinc ion transmembrane transporter activity. NCBI's taxonomy places the organism in Eukaryota, Fungi, Ascomycota, Sordariomycetes, Glomerellales, Glomerellaceae. Bases 1 to 1101 code for a protein of 366 amino acids. The transcript is spliced from 3 exons. Gene Ontology annotation, biological process: zinc ion transmembrane transport. The record is from RefSeq and is a predicted model, not a curated record. Gene Ontology annotation, cellular component: plasma membrane.
AUGAACUGCCCCUCGCGCAACGACGACAUCACGCUCGAGCACCCGGACUGGAACCAGAACCCGCCCUUCCUCGCCGCCGACCUCACCACCUGCGAGGACCUGAACGGCAUCGCCAACGCCCGCGAGCAGCGCCGCGCCCGGGGCGGCGCCGCCGAUGGAUCCGACGGCCGGGGUGACGAGAUGAAUUACCAGACGCUGCCGCGCCUGCAGCCCGACAGGCGGCAGCCCGUUUCGGGAGGGUGGAACCACGGUUUCCACCCCCGAAACAAAAAGGUGCAUGGUGGUGACGACCAUGCGCCUCUCCUCUGGGCCUCCGUGCCCGCCCGCUCCGCCCUCUGGGGCUGGGUGAGCUGGAUCCUGUCCGUCCUCGGCUGCUCGGCCAUCAUCUCCGCGCUCAAGAGCCCCGAGGCCCCCGCCCGCCACAUGACCCACGUCCCGGACGACUCGGUCUUUUCGGGGCCGACGACGACGACGACGACGACCCCGGGCCAGGAGUCUCGGUCCCCCUCGCAGGCCGACGAGAGGCUCUCCAAGCGCGUCGACGAGGAGAACCGCCCCGUCGCGCGCCUCGACGCCCACGGCGCCCUCGUCCUCUCCCCCGCGCAGCAGCACCAGAAGGACAUUUUGCAGUGCAUGAUGCUCGAGGUCGGAAUCCUCUUCCACUCCGUCUUCAUCGGCAUGACCCUCAGCGUCUCCGUCGGCCACGAGUUCGUCAUCCUCCUCGUCGCCAUCGCCUUCCACCAGACCUUUGAGGGCCUCGCCCUCGGCUCGCGCAUCGCCUCCAUUGACUGGCCCAAGGGCAGCCUGCAGCCGUGGAUGAUGGCGCUCGCCUACGGCUGCACCACCCCGGUCGGCCAGGCCAUCGGGCUCGCCACCCACCGCCUCUACAGCCCGGACUCGGAGUUCGGCCUCAUCCUCGUCGGCACCAUGAACGCCAUCUCGUCCGGCCUGCUGGUCUUCGCCGCGCUGAUCGAGCUGCUCGCCGAGGACUUCUUGUCCGACGAGAGCUGGCGCAUCCUGCGGGGCUCCAAGCGCGUCUGGGCCUGUCUGCUCGUCUUCUUUGGCGCCUUCGGCAUGAGCCUCGUCGGUGCGUGGGCCUAG